GUGGAUAUGGAAGUUACAAGGUCAUCUAUACCAUCUGAAAGGCCUUUUGAUAAGGUUUUAUGGUGACAAGAGGAGGUUGCGAUUUCUGCUACUCCUGUGCCUGCAGCACUGUGAUGCCUAGGCCUACAGGUAGUGGGAUAAGCUAUAUGACCCGGCACCUGUGGUGUGAGAGUUGAGUAUUUAAGGUUUGGAGGGGCAGGUUUUCUCCUGGAGCUAUGUCUAUUUUAGAGCUGAGGAAGACCAGUGUACAGGUGCCCAUCCAAUUGGUGGCGAGAUAGAAGUAGGUGGAGGUGCUGCAUAGAAAGAAUACACCUUGGCUAGGGAGGCAGAAUUGUAAAUGUAUGGCAAAAAGGGAAUGUAAAAGAUUGUUCUCUGAGUGCCAGGUGUGGAGGGAAGAGGCUAGAGCCACUCCGGUUAGGGGUUGAAGAGGGUGUGUUGAGGUGAGCUGGCUAGCUCCUACUGCUGAGUUUUCUAAGUGUAGAAAGAAGCGUUUUGUGUCAAUAAGCAGUUCAUUUGAAGGUGUGUUAGGCAGUGGGAUUUCCGUGCAUUCGGAAGUGGGGACAGGGUCUAGACAAGCGCUCCACCCUGCGAUUUCUGAGCAGGGCCUGUGUCGGUUAUUGCAGAAUCCUGAUGUUUUUCCCAUGACUUGGGUCUGAGGGGGUUGGAAAUUUUGAGAAUUUGUGUGGGGUUUGUUACUGUUGUUUGGAUGCCUGUUGGGGGAGUGAGUGUUAGGAUAUAGUUGCAUAAGCUAGAGGAGAGGGUGCCCAGGGGGACUCCUGAGGAAAGUUCAUGUUUUAUGCAUAGGGAUGCGUGUUGGCUGAGUUUUAGUAAGUGCUCCUAAGAUAACCUUGUGUUUUGAAGUAUGUGCGGGAAGAUUGAGUUUGCAACCUUUGAGUGCAUUUACUCCUCUGAAACAUUGGUAGUGGGGGUGGAGGGUUGUAUUGGUGAGAACCCAGUGUUUGAGGGGAACUGGGAAGGCAUCCUUUGAUGUAGUUUCUGAGGGGUAUACACAGAACCAGCAGGCCUUGGCCAGGGAGGGGUUAGUUUGAUUGAGUAUCGCAUGUGCCUGUUGAAUGGUGCGCUGAAGGUGGAGCGGUAGUGAGAAAAAGGAGGGGAGAACGAGUAGCUAGAGAGAGGGCAAGUGUAAAGGUAAAGAAUUCCGCUUCAUCUGGAGUGAAUUCCUGUAAAUCCCCUUGAAAUAGAAGAUCAGUGAUCCAAUCAAGGAAUGCCGUGAGGGUGGGAUGUUCUGGGUAGGACCAUGAGAUGUUUUCUGUGAUGCAGUGAAGGAAGAGGGUAAAACGGCAGGACGGGCAAAGACAGGACAUUUAGGAGGGGCAACUAUUUGUUGGUGGCUGUUACACCGGCUAUAAGCAGGAUUAUGAGGCAAAAGGUUACGGAUAUUGAGAUUUUUUGUUUGAAACUCCACCCAGGAGGCAAGACAGUAUAUAGUCCUACGGCAAAGAGUAGAGUAAGUAGGGUGAUUCCUGCAAGGGCAGCGUAAUGGAUGAUUUCCAUUAAUAAGGGUUUGGAUACUUAAUGGUAAGGGGUGACAACUUAUCUGUUAUGGUUCAUGGGGGAAGAGUGGGGUCUUCUGGGAUGGGUGUUAAGACAGAGUCAAGUUGGUCUGAGAAGGGUGCUGGGGUAUUUGCAAGGAAUAGCUGGUUGGUUAGUUGGUGGCGGGUCAGCUCCAGAGGCCCUUUUUAACCUGGGAAGAUGGUACCAAAAGUUGUGUCCUGAAAGUCUGGCUGCGAUGGGGGUAGUGAGAAGGACUUGGACAGGGCCUUCCCCUCUUCAGUUUGAGACUCGUUGGAGUAAGAGUUUUUAGAAAGACGUAUUCUCCUGGAAGAAGUGUUUGGUAGGUGAGGCCUUGGUGGGGUUUUGGGAGGGCCUGCUCAGCUUGUUCGUGGAGAAUAUGACAAAUGAGGGAGAGUGUUGAGAGGUACUCUCCUAAUUGAGAGUUAGGAGGGGGCCUCUUUUGUAAGAGGAAAGGGUGUCCAUACAUUAACUAAAUGGACUGUGGAAGGAGGGAACUUUGGGACUGACUCUGAUGCAAACCAGUGCUAUGGGUAAAAGGGAGGUCCAAGGUUUUUUGACCUCAGACGUGAGUUUGAUUAACUGAGUUUUGGGAAUUCCAUUUGCCUCCUCGACUUUUCCAGAUGACUGGGGCUGGUGUGGGAUAUGGAGGCACCACUGAAUGCCAAAGGAUUGGGAGACUUGUUGGGUAAUUUGGGAGAUGAAGCUAGGUCCAUUGUCUGAUUGUAUAGAGCGAGGGAGACCAAAUCUAGGGAUGAUUUCUGUUAUGAGAAUUUGGGAGACUUCUGCAGCUUUUUCUGAAGGGUAGGAAAUGCUUCUACUCCACCUGAAAAAGUGUCUAUGAGGGUAAGAGGAUAUUUAGUUUUUUUGACGGGAGGCAUGUGGGUGAAGUUUACUUGCCAGUGCUCCCCUGGGAGUGUUCCUCCGAGCUGUUGUGCAGGGAUGAGGAGAUGGCGGAGGAUCCCUUGGGAGGAAUAUACGACAGUUUGAGGUUAUGUCCUUUAGUGAGAUGAAUAGUUGGGGGGAGGAGAAAUAAGGGCGAAGGAGUAGGUACAGAGGGUGUGCACCAAUAUGGAAGGACUGGUGAAGAGAUGUUAGAAUUUCCUUGCUUUGCUCUUGGGGAAGAACGAGCUUUUGAUAUUUGAUUAUCUAGUCCCCUUGAAGGGAGGCUCCUUGCUGUAGUAUCGAAACUUUUCGGUGGGAGGCUAUUUGGGUGGGACGGCUGGGGUGACAAGGAGGAUGGGUGCAGGGAGAGGAGAAAGGGAGGCCUGUUUUGCUGCCUCAUCAGCCUUCCUAUUUCCUUUUGAGAUUUCAUCUGAUCCUGCUUGAUGUCCUCAACAGUGUACGACUCCUGCUUCACUUGGGAGGUGUGCGGCCUGAAGGAGUUGCUCUUGCAGACCGUUUUCUACGGGGUCACCUGCCUGGAUGAUGUGCUGAAAAGAAUCAAAGGGAGAAAAGAUAUUAAGUUCCUAACUGCCUUCAGAGACCUGCUUUUCGCCACACUGGCUUUUCCUGUAUCCACAUUUGUAUUUUUGGCAUUCUGGAUCCUCUUUCUCUACAAUCGAGAUCUCAUUUACCCCAAGGUCCUAGAUACUGUGAUCCCAGUGUGGCUGAAUCAUGCAAUGCACACUUUGAUAUUCCCCAUCACAUUGGCUGAAGUCGUCCUCGGGCCUCACUCCUAUCCAUCAAAGAAGACAGGACUCACCUUGCUGACUGCUGCCAGCAUUACUUACAUCAGCCGCAUCCUGUGGCUCUACUUUGAGACAGGUACCUGGGUAUAUCCUGUGUUUGCCAAACUCAGCCCCGUGGGUCUAGCAGCUUUCUUCUCUCUCAGCCACAUCUUCAUCGCCAGCAUCUACCUACUUGGAGAGAAGCUCAACCACUGGAAAUGGGGUGACAUGAGGCAGCCACAGAAGAAGAGGAAGUGAUUGCACACCGUUUUCCAAGAACCAAGAAGGAAGAAAACACAAGAGAUUUUUGUCAUCUUUUUUUUUUUUUUUCCUGAUGGAGGGAGGUGGUAGAGCAACAUAGGAAAGCAGGAGGGACAGAGAGUGAUACUUACAUUUAAUAAGAAGUUCGUGAAGGUAGCUUAACUUGAGAACUCUUGGUUUUUUGAAAGGUUGACUGCACAUGCCAAAAACAACUCCUGCCAUCUCAGAUUUGAUUACCUUUGACCUUCAUGGAGGGUGGUCUCUGGUUAAAACCUAGCCAAAGAAACUCACAUAAACUUGGUGUUACAGAACAUCUAGAGAGAGAGAGAGGAACUUAGAGUCAUUUAAACUCUUAAGUUUACAGAGGAGGAUGCUGAGGACCUAGAUGAGAAGUUACCUGCACAAGGCAAAAGGGUUACUUAGUGUCAGAACCAAGGCAAUGGCUUCUGUCUCCUGGAUCUCCUAGCUACCAGUCCUGGGCCUUUUUUAAAAAAAAAUAAUAAUAAUCCCAACUUUCCUUUAAAAACCAAGCAUUUCAUUAAGCUAGUUAUUUUCAUGGAUUGCUCAUCCAUUUUUUUACAAUGAUCUAAAAAUGUAGGGUGAUGGCUACCACUGAAAUUGUCUGUCUACUUGAGAUAAUAGCAAAUUAAUUGGAGACAAUGGGAAAGUAAGUUAUAAAAAAUACUGGGAAAUCUGUUUCUUUUCUAAGCAAGCAUUCAGGGCAGGUAUUAGUGACACUGUCAAAACCUCUUCCAUUUGAACAUUGAUUAAUUCAUCAAAUAAACAGUGUGUUAAUA
Piliocolobus tephrosceles (Ugandan red Colobus) is the source of this 4261-nucleotide messenger RNA. RefSeq names its product androgen dependent TFPI regulating protein (gene ADTRP). Lineage: Eukaryota; Metazoa; Chordata; Mammalia; Primates; Cercopithecidae. Gene Ontology annotation, cellular component: membrane; endomembrane system. Bases 2862 to 3461 code for a protein of 199 amino acids. The record is from RefSeq and is a predicted model, not a curated record. The transcript has 6 exons.